GCGGGCUCCGGGGACCGCGCCCUGGCCGAGUUGUUGUUGGAGUUCUCCCGGGCACAGUACCGCGCCAAGGACGGCGGCGGUGCCGCCGCUAAGGUGGAACGGAUCGAGAGGCGCUGCCUGGAGCUCUUCGGCCGCGACUACCGGUACAGCGUGAUCUCCAACGCGCACGGCGAGGUCUGCGCCCACUACCCGCGGCACAUCGUCCUGCUGGAGCGCGAUCCCGGCCGCGACCCGUUUGAGAGCACUGUCCAGGUUGGCAAACUGCAGGACCUUAUCAACCGAAGUAAGAUGGCGAGGUGUAGAGGACGAUUCGUUUGCCCGGUCAUUCUGUACAAGGGGAAGCAUAUUUGCAGAUCAGCAACACUGGCCGGCUGGGGAGAGCUCUACGGGCGCACUGGCUACAACUAUAUCUUCUCAGGGGGUUCUGACGAUGCUUGGGCAGAUGCAGAAGACAUUUCAGAGGAGGAUUCUGCACUUAGGAAUGCUGACUCCCAGCUGUUUGACAAGGUCAGAGGACACGACAUCAAGCUGCUGCGAUACCUGUCUGUCCGAUACAUCUGUGACCUGAUGGUGGAAAACAAGAAGGUGAAGUUUGGCUUGAAUGUGACGUCUUCUGAGAAGGUGGACAAAGCGCAACGUUAUGCUGAUUUCACGCUUCUCUCCAUCCCAUAUCCAGGCUGUGAAUUUUUUAAGGAGUACAAAGACCGGGAUUAUACAGCUGAAGGUCUCAUAUUUAACUGGAAACAGGAUUACGUAGAUGCUCCAUUAAGUAUCCCAGUCUCUCUGACCCAAUCUCUGAAUAUUGAUUGGAGCGAGUACCAGAGCUGGGACCUUGUGCAACAGACACAGAACUACCUGAAGUUGCUGAUCUCCAUCAUCAAUAGCGAUGAUGACAGCGGGCUCCUGGUGCACUGUAUAUCCGGCUGGGAUCGAACUCCUCUCUUCAUCUCCUUAUUGCGCCUCUCCUUAUGGGCUGAUGGGCUGAUCCACGCGUCCCUGGAGCCAUCUGAGAUUCUCUACCUGACAGUGGCCUAUGACUGGUUUCUUUUUGGGCACAUGUUAGCCGAUCGGCUCAGUAAAGGAGAAGAGAUUUUCUUUUUCUGCUUCAAUUUUCUGAAGCACAUCACCUCUGAGGAGUUCUCUGCUGUGAAGUCGCAGAGAAGGAAGAGUUUGCCACCUGGCUUCACCCUGGAAGAGAUCUGCAUGCUCAAGCAAAGAGACCGAGGCAGCACCACAAGCCUGAGCAGCGACUUCUCCCUGGGGAUGGAAAGUUCUCCUGGAGCAGCUGGGAGCUUCACUUAUGAAGCGGUGGAACUGAUGCCAGCAGGAGCACAGGCUCAAGCAGCAUGGAGGAAGAGUUGUGCGUCGUCACCACAAGCCGUGCUCUGGAGCAGGGCUCAACAGUCUGAAGACAGGCUGCCUUCCACAGGGAUGGUCGAAGUCAAGUCCUCCAGCUCCUCCUCAUCAACCCAUUCUGAUAACUUCCUGAGGAUUGGAAGCAGCCCACUGGAAGUGCCCAGAUCCAGAUCGGCGGACCAUUCUCUGCCCGGAUCUUCCGUUUCCACAGACUUUGGCAGCUGGCAGAUGGUGACAGGGUGUGGCAGUAUUCGGGAGCAGGCAAUCCUGAGCGCAGACGCCUCUCUCCCUUGCAGCUUCCCGGAUGAGUUCCCUAGCACUUGCCUGCUGGUGUCGGCGAGCGACCGCGAGUCCCGGCUGGAAGAAGUGCGUUCUGCUUUUCUGGCCAGCUACAGCCGGACCAUCGGCCUGAAAGCCGUGCCCCCCAGCCCCUCGGGGGCCAUCGGUGGCCUCCUCGAGCAGUUUGUGCGAGGCGUGGGACUGAGAGGCAGCAGCACCCUCUGAGCACGGCGUUCCCGGAACCGCUGGCUGGAGAACCGGGACCCCGCGGGUCCCCCUGGCCAAGCCGGGACCCCCUUCCCGGUGUGGGGCACCCCAGUGUCCAUCGCCGUCCACCCCUGCUCGGGGCUGGGGGAGCGCGGGGGGGGCUCCGACGAGUCUCUGCAGUAAAGACACCCGAGCUGUGC
Molecule: messenger RNA, 2042 nt
Organism: Calidris pugnax (ruff)
Lineage: Eukaryota; Metazoa; Chordata; Aves; Charadriiformes; Scolopacidae
Gene: MTMR14
Product: myotubularin related protein 14
Exons: 19
Coding region: 289-1860 (523 amino acids)
Biological process (GO): dephosphorylation
Molecular function (GO): phosphatidylinositol-3-phosphate phosphatase activity
Source: RefSeq, a predicted model, not a curated record